Labrus mixtus (cuckoo wrasse) is the source of this 2781-nucleotide messenger RNA. RefSeq names its product ALX homeobox 4a (gene alx4a). The transcript has 4 exons. The coding region runs from base 306 to 1445 and encodes 379 amino acids. The record is from RefSeq and is a predicted model, not a curated record. Gene Ontology annotation, molecular function: DNA-binding transcription activator activity, RNA polymerase II-specific; RNA polymerase II transcription regulatory region sequence-specific DNA binding. Lineage: Eukaryota; Metazoa; Chordata; Actinopteri; Labriformes; Labridae. Gene Ontology annotation, biological process: regulation of transcription by RNA polymerase II.
GCCAGGAGAUCUGCAUCCCGUCCUCUGAGGAAAGACGCGUUUGUGUAACUCUGCUCCAACCUGAGGGGGAGUUUGGACUGUUUGGUCAACGACAGUGGUUCCUGGAAAAGAUCUGAAUCGUUUUAUAACCAAACCCAGCUGCACUCUGGUGUCUGUGUGCAUGUGUGUGUGUGUGUUCAUGAGGUAGAGGAAGAGGAGAGGAGGGGUGUCUGCGCUUCCCUUACCAAGACCAAGAGAGAGAGAGAGAGAGAGAGAAAGAAAAAAAAAGUUUGGGUCUAUUUCUCCCCUUGACUCGUUUUUGAGGCAUGAACGCCGAGGCGUGCGUUUCAUACAGCGAUAUGACAUCGAUGGAUUCAUAUUAUAGCCCAUCUGCAGCGCCAGGUAGGGAUCAUCAACACCACACGGACCACUUUAGGACAUAUCCAGCCUCUGACACCAAAUACAGCCCCACUGCCUUCCUGCCCAACAAAGGUCAGGGGUACGGAGAAAAGUCCCGGAGCCCCUUCCAGUUGCAGCAGCAGCAGGAGUGCCAGUCAUUGGAUGCCGCCGCAGCUGGGCAAGGCACUUUCAGCAAAUACCACCUCUUCAUGCAGAGGUCUUCUUGCAAAACACCCCCCGAGGAGGGCAAACUGCACCAGGAGAGCGGACACAACGGAGCGCUUAUCCCGUGCUAUGGUAAAGACAGUUCCGGUCUGACAGACUCUGACUUGGCUCCGGACUCUGACCCACCUGGAAUGGACUCCAGCUACCUGUCUGUGAAGGAUCAGGGCGUAAAGGCGGCCUCUGAUAGACCACCAGGCACAGACCUGUCGAGCCCUCUGGACAAGGGUGAUGGCGGCGAAAGCAACAAGGGCAAGAAGAGACGCAAUCGCACAACCUUUACCAGCUACCAGCUGGAGGAGCUGGAGAAGGUUUUCCAAAAGACGCACUAUCCCGACGUGUACGCCCGGGAGCAGCUGGCACUGAGGACCGACCUGACUGAAGCCAGAGUACAGGUUUGGUUCCAGAACCGAAGAGCAAAAUGGAGGAAAAGAGAGCGAUUUGGUCAGAUGCAGCAGGUCCGGACACAUUUCUCCACAGCCUAUGAGCUGCCUCUUCUGACACGGCCUGAGAAUUAUGCACAGAUUCAGAACCCUUCUUGGAUCGGUGGUAGCAGCGCAGCGUCUCCUGUGCCGGGCUGUGUUGUGUCCUGUGACACUGUGACUCCCUGUAUGACACCUCAUCCCCACUCUGCAAGCGGGGUGUCUGAUUAUUUGGGUGUGCAGAGCCCUGGAGGUCACAUGGGUCAGGCACACAUGGGCAGCCUGUUUGGAGGAUCUCCCGGGAUGGCGACCAGCAUCAACGCGUACGAUCUGAACAUGGACCCUGACCGCAAGUCCUCUAGUAUCGCUGCUUUGCGAAUGAAGGCCAAAGAGCACAGUGCAGCUAUAUCUUGGGCCACAUGAUGUGUUGAUACUUGCUAGAGGGGGAAUCAUGUUGACCUCUUUAAUGUCUACACAAACCCAGCAUGGGGGCACUAGAAUUUUUUUUUUUUUUUUUAAACCUCUAAAGGCAACAGUGACUACCUUCAGAAAUGUUGCAAUAAAAUAGUUCUGCAAAUAAAUGGAUGGAUGAGGAGAAAACAACAUGAGAUUUGGUAAGGCAGGUGAUGUGGCACAGUCAUGUUUUUCAGCCCCUCUGGUGGGAGAAGGCAGCCAUAGAGGAGAGGAGUUAGCUUUGUGCAAAGCAUGCUGGGAGUUGAUGCAGUACUGUACAACAGGAGUUGCAGUGUAGUGCUGAUAAUGUACAAAGAAUAUUUUUAAGAAUUAAAAAAUCCAUGCACUUAUUUGCCAAAUUAGUUUUUGAACAGUGCUUUCAGUGUUGUUGUAGUUCUCUGUCCAGGUGCUGUUUUAUCUUACGUUAUUAUUUAAAUUUGAGUGUCAGUGUUUUUUUCUCCCCAUCAGUCUUUUUGUUUCUGAAUAAGCAAGCAUCCUUAAAAUAAUCUUAAGUUCAAAUGUCUUUGUUAAAUGCCAUUUACAUGUUAUUCUAGGGAAUCUUUGUCAGCGCAUCAGUGUGUACCGUAAGUUACACUGUUAUGAUAGCACUACAGAAACCUCUUUAUAUUGAGCAUAUCUGACACAUUGUGAAGCCUGGAGAUUCAAAACAAACAUAUCAGUUGCUGAAAAAGUUUGACGUGGUCCGACCCUCUACACACAACAUUUACAAUUCAAACACAUGAAAUGUGGUUUGUUUUAGUGUGGUCAGGGCGAGAAAUCCACCUGCCACACUGACUCAGCCUGCUGACGGCCCUAGAGAGAGGAAGGGAUGGAGGAGGAAGUUGUGUGUGAGAGUACGAGAGGGGCACAGCAGGCCUGCUGCUCUCAGGGCUGAAGAGCCUGGGAGCGCCAGUCUCAAAACAGAGCCAGCUCUGUUUCAGAGAGGACAGAGUCCAAGUGGACAUAACUGUGCCCCUUACCAUUUCCAGUCUCAGGAGUUUCAGGGAGAAGUACCUACUAGUCAUUCUGCCAGAAAUAACACCAAAAUCAGCAGCGGCCACCUUUGAAACAAGAGGAGGCUGGUGGAGAUUACACAGAGUGUGUUGACACUGAAAGGAUGUCAGUGUUCAACAGCCUUUUCUGGACUUUACCAUGGCUAUGUUAUGCUAUGCUGGUAUACGCGUUAUUGUAUGUCUAUCUAUAUUUUUUUUCUCAUUAUUUCUUUAGACACCAAACUAAGGACACCAUCAUAUAAGUUAAUGCAGAGCAGCCUGUAGCUUUGCGCUACACCUCAGUUGGAUUUGGA